This is a messenger RNA of Catharus ustulatus (Swainson's thrush), 3008 nucleotides long. RefSeq names its product ankyrin repeat domain-containing protein 6-like. Gene Ontology annotation, molecular function: protein binding. NCBI's taxonomy places the organism in Eukaryota, Metazoa, Chordata, Aves, Passeriformes, Turdidae. The record is from RefSeq and is a predicted model, not a curated record. The transcript has 16 exons. The coding region runs from base 557 to 2938 and encodes 793 amino acids.
GAAAGGUGCAGAGAGUGUUUUUUGCCAGCUCUGCCAGUUGCAUGGGAGAGAGGACAGAGCUGGGAGCUUUACAACCCUGCCAUCGAGCUGCCAGCUGCCCACCCGCUGGGUGCUGUGCCACCCCAGACAGACAUCUCCUAAGCAUCCCUAGGGCAGUGUGGCUCGGUGAGCUGAGAGCAUAAUCCGUGGGGAUGCAGCUGGACCUCCGUGCCUGGGGAUGGUGCCUGGCGGCUGCCGAUUUGGAACACUAAUCCACAGUCAACCUGUCCUUUUCCACACUCCACUGAUGGGGUGAGCACGUUAUCCUCGGAAGGGAUUGACCCACAACAAAGCAGCUGAACCUGUGGGCAUCACAUCUGGCCAGUUUCCUUGGAGAGGCUUGCUUGGGAAGUAGGUGUUGCGUUCCCAGCCCGCCCCAGGUCCAAUGGAUGGUAUAGCAAUAACAUCACUGUCCAGGGAGCUGGAAUCCUUCCUUGCCUGCCUGCAUGCUGCUUGAACUGAUCCCAAGCCUUUGUUUUUGGACUGAAGAAACCUGAAAACCUUUCUCUCCUAAUUCAUGAGCCAGCAGGAUGUGGUCGCCGUGCUUUCAGAACGCCUGCUUGUAGCCGCCUACAAAGGCCAAGUGGAGAAUGUGGUGCAGCUUAUCAACAGGGGUGCCAAGGUAGCAGUUACCAAGCAUGGCCGGACCCCCCUGCAUCUUGCUGCCUACAAGGGUCAUCUCCACGUUGUCCAGGUUUUGUUGAAGGCAGGUUGUGAUCUGGAUAUUCAAGAUGAUGGUGACCAGACAGCAUUGCACCGGGCUGCUGUGGUAGGGAACACUGAUGUAAUAGCAACUCUGAUUCAAGAGGGCUGUGCUUUGGACAGACAAGACAAGGAUGGGAACACUGCUCUUCAUGAAGCUUGUUGGCAUGGAUUCAGUCAGUCUGCCAAAGUGCUUGUUAAAGCAGGAGCCAAUGUUCUUGCCAAGAACAAGGCAGGUAACACACCUCUUCACCUGGCUUGCCAGAAUAGCCAUUCCCAGAGUACUCGUGUUUUGUUACUUGGAGGAUCUCGAGCAGACCUCAAAAAUAAUGCAGGAGAUACCUGUCUGCAUGUGGCUGCUCGUUAUAAUCACUUGCCCAUCAUUAGGGUGCUGCUCAGUGCUUUCUGUUCUGUCCAUGAAAAGAACCAGGCAGGGGAUACUGCACUCCAUGUAGCUGCUGCUCUAAAUCACAAGAAGGUGGUGAAGCUCUUGCUGGAGGCAGGGGCUGAUGCAUCCGUUGUCAACAAUGCAGGCCAGACCCCUCUAGAGGUUGCCAGACAGCACAAUAACCCCGAAGUUGCACUCCUGCUCACUAAAGCAUCACAGGUCUCGCGUUUUAACCGUGGGAGAAGCCUGAGGAAGAAGAGAGAGAGGCUGAAGGAGGAAAGGAGGGCUCAGUCGGUGCCACGGGAUGAAGUGGUACAGAGCAAGCAGGGCAGUGUCUCAGCUGCUGAUGACACACCAAGCAGUGACCAGCCCCCAGAGAGGAAGAACAAUCUGAAGGAUAAACCCCGGUCAGCCUCACCAGAUCCCAAAGGGAAAAAGAGCAAAAAGAAAAAGCCAAAGGAAAAGGUUUCAGCACUCUCGGACCCCAUCUCCCCAGCUGAUCAGCAAACACUCCCUCAGCCCCAGAAGAACGUGCCUAAGCGCAGAAGUAAACACCACUGCUCCUCUCCACCCCCUCCCCACGAGGUCCGAGCCUACCAGCUCUACACGCUGUACCGAGGAAAGGACGGGAAGGUGAUGCAGGCACCUAUAAAUGGAUGUCGUUGUGAGCCCCUGAUAAAUAAACUGGAGAAUCAGCUGGAGGCAACAGUGGAAGAGAUAAAAGCUGAGCUUGGGACAGUACAAGAUAAAAUGAAUAUUAAGCUGGGCCAGAUGGAAAGCAAAACUCAACAUCAACUCCGAGUUUUGGACAAGCUCAUGGCCGAGCGACUGUCGGCAGAGAGGACAGAGUGCCUUCACCGCCUGCAGCAGCACGCGGAGCUGGAAAAGAGUGAGGGGGAGAAGCGGCAGAUUUCCUUGGUUGAUGAGCUGAAGACCUGGUGCUUGUUGAAGAUUCAGAAUCUGGAGCUCAAGCUUUCUGGAGACUCCAGGUCAUCAAGACCAAAAUCAACUUUGUCCACUUGUGAGUCUCUCACUGAGACCCUGGAUACUGACAACCCCCACAGUGCCAAGGACUGUAAAGCCAACCAGCCUGUGCUGCAGUCAGAGGGCUCCCACCAGCAUUCCUAUAUCACACUUCCAAAUAGCCUCUUGGAAGAUGGGGGAAGGAGCAGAGGCCAGAUGCCAGAACAAAGCUUUGGGCAACACUUUUGCGUUAAACAAGAUGGAGCAUUGGGUACAACCAUGCCAGGUACAGAGCAACAGGUAGUGGCUGGUGGACCAGUUUCUUCUUCUGCCCCUGCUCAAGAUGUCAGGCCAAAGGACAAAGCUGUGAGUGCCAGCACGUUUCACAGGUUCCAGCAGGACCUGCCCUCCUCUGAGCUUUCGGGCUCCAAAUUAAGACACGUUAAAGUUCAAGCUGCUUUGCAGCCUGUGACUGAACCUGCAAAGACUGAACCACAGAGUGGCUACUUCAUCGACAAAGGAACUCAGACGAAAAAGUCCAGCAAAAGUGGGCAGUCGAGGCACAAAGCUCUGCACCAUGCCGGGGCACAGCAGGGCCAGGAGCAGCAGCCCUCGGCCCCGCCUGCCCCUCCGCUCAGAGACACCUCCCAGGCCCUGGAGAUAACCCAGUAUUUCUUCGAGGCCGUUUCCACACAGAUGGAGAAGUGGUACGAGCGGAAGAUAGAAGAAGCCCGGUGCCAAGCGAACCAGAGAGCGCAGCAAGACAAAGCUGCGCUCAAGGAGCACAUCAAAUGCUUAGAAGAGGAGCUGAGCAAAUUAAGGACUAAGGUGCAGAAAGAGAGCUAGCACCUGCCAGGCAGGUGAUCAAGAAACAGGACUCAUUUUCGAGCCUGCUGUAUGAGAAUUUGGAAUAUUG